Messenger RNA from Leptosia nina, 1122 nucleotides. Lineage: Eukaryota; Metazoa; Arthropoda; Insecta; Lepidoptera; Pieridae. The record is from the annotation of a GenBank genome assembly.
AUGAGUUCAAAUAACAGUAAUGCAAAUCCCCUAAAACAUUUUAAGAAGAUACCAAUUUACAUAGUAGAAGAACACAACGACGCCUUACAAUUCAUAUAUUCAGCGAUCGGUGGAAAAAAAUUGCCAAUAGAAGGAACGAGUCUCGUGCAUCUUGACGCGCAUCCAGACAUGCUUAUCGAUCGUAAAUUAAAAGGAGAGGAGGCGAGGGCAGGAAGAAAAGUCUUGCAAUCAUUACAGAUAGAAAAUUGGAUUGUGCCCGCCGUGGCCGCGGGGCACAUAGGAAGCGUGGUCUGGAUCAGACCACCGUGGGCGAAUCAAUUUACCGACGGAUCACGUUUAAUUCAAGUCGGAGACCACCCCGCCACGGGCUUUCUCCGUGUAGAUAGCAAAGAACCCUAUUAUUUAUCCGACGCUCUGUAUUCGUCACGGCUGGUGAACAAAAGAAAGUUUAGAUUAACCGUCGCCGAGUUAAGUCCUAGUACGGAUUCUGUACAGCAGUUGUGCAACCGGCUCGAUAUAAACACCCCUUUCGUGCUCGAUAUCGAUUUGGACUUCUUUAGUACGGCUAAUCCAUUUUUAAACAUUUACGAGGGUAUAGGUCUGUACGAUUUGCUGGAAGAUAUAUUCAAAUUUGAUCCGCCAGAGAGCGAUGACCCAGAAACGUUGGAGAAACUCGUAAUGUCGCGGGAAGAACAGCUGCAACAAUUAGAAGACUUAUUCCUGCAUUUAGAAGAAUAUGGGAAUUUAGACAAUUAUGCUGGCGAGAAAUCUAUCUAUUUUAAAAAGGUGUCAGCUUUGGUUCCAAUAGUUUUGAAAGAAGCCACACGCUUAGGCCAAUCACCGGACUGGUGGGCAAUCUUUGCCGGAGGCUGCACAAGAGAUCAAGGCGGACUACCUCACCAUAUCAGCUCCGAGGAAUUAAUUACGGAGACAAUUGGAAAAACUCUUAAAUCAUUCCUACAGAAUCUCCCAAAACCAGUCAUGAUAACAUUGGCUAGAUCGACAGACGAUGGUUAUUGCCCGUCUCAUCAGGUAGAUAAUAUCCAAAAACAAGUCCUAAACACGUUGCAAGAAAUCUACGAAACUGACGAUCCCGUUUUCCACUAUUUGCAUACCAAGUAA